This is a messenger RNA of Gadus chalcogrammus (walleye pollock), 2444 nucleotides long. RefSeq names its product S9 family peptidase (gene apeh2). Gene Ontology annotation, biological process: proteolysis. NCBI's taxonomy places the organism in Eukaryota, Metazoa, Chordata, Actinopteri, Gadiformes, Gadidae. The record is from RefSeq and is a predicted model, not a curated record. Bases 157 to 2268 code for a protein of 703 amino acids. Gene Ontology annotation, molecular function: serine-type endopeptidase activity. The transcript is spliced from 22 exons.
UUGGUACGACCAAUACCACGCUAAGUGGUAUCGUCCAUUUUUGAUCCAACAUGGAGGCCACGGAGUGAACUGUCAAGCAAUUCCUGAAUCACUACGAGGGUUUUUGCACAUAGACUAUCUAAUGUUGCAUCAUAACGUGAAUAGCAGUGCACAGGGAUGGAAACCAACGCUAUCACCGCUAUCUACGCCGAAUUUAGCGGUCUGCCGACGCCUGUUUCCGCCCACCUCACUGAAGAACAAGUCGGCGAUCAGAGAGUGUACACAGUGAACUCCGAAUGGAGUCAGAACAACCUGGUUGGAGGGUCCAGGCUGCGCUACAUGCAGCAGUGGACUCUGUUAGCGGAACAAAGAAAUGACUGCAAGAACCUCCAGACUGUCCUCCCUCCUGGACCCUGUGCACCUCUACAGGCAGAGCUGCUGAGUAGCUUCUCCCCCGUCCGUGGCCUGAGAGCCGUUGUCAGGGAAACGACCGGAAGCCACCAGAUUCUGGAGAUCUGGGACAGCCACGGCCUCAGGAAGACUCUGGACCUCACGGCCCUCAACAAGCAUGGACGAGUUUACAAUGAUGCCCAGUUUGGGUGUCUGUCGUGGUCGGGGUGUGAGAGCAGACUGCUGUAUGUAGCAGAGAGUAACCAGUCUAGCUCACCGGAUUUACCCAAGAGAUCUCCCUGUGGGAAGUCCCUACAGGACAGGAGUGUGUACAGGGAGGACUGGGGCGAGGGGUUAACCAGUAAGAGCCUCCCAGUGCUGUGUGUGGUUGAACUGGAGACGGGGAAUGUCAGCGUGUUGCGGGGCGUCCCGUCGCACAUCUCACCUGGGCAGGCGCUGUGGGCUCCAGGCAGCCAUGUUGUGGUGUUUGUGGGCUGGAGUCACGAACCCUUCAGACUGGGCCUCAAGUUCUGCUCCAAUCGCAGGUCAGCGUUGUUCCUACUUGGCCUGGAUGGACACUGUGAGUGUCUAUCAGAGGCGGACGUCUCCGUCUCCAGUCCCAGACUCAGCCCAGACGGAACCACCCUGGUCUACCUGCAGGGGCGCGUGUUCGGUCCGCACAACCAGUGUGUUAGUCUGCACCAGUAUGACCUACAUAGCAAGAAGACCUCUAUAUUAAUGGACGUUGUCAACAGAACAAACGCUGGUGAGUGUGCAGGUAUCUAUGAGUCUCUACCAUCUAGCUGCUGGUCUGCAGACAGCCAGAGAGUCGUCUUCAGCAGUGCAUGCAGAAACCGAAAGGACCUGUUUGUGGUGGACAGAAGGACGAAGACAGUAGCCUUCCUCUCCGAUAAUCUGUCUGAGUUCUACGGCAGCUGGAAGCUGCUGGCCAUACAGAAGGACCUCAUGGUGGUUUACUGCUCCAGCCCCAACACACCACCAACUCUGAGGGUGGGUUUCCUCCCGCCAGUAGGGUGCUAUGUGGAUUGGCAAACUUUGCACCAGCCUGGGUUGACCUUUGACCUCCGCUGGACGGUCCUGGAUGUCACCCCCACCACAGAAGAGGACAACACAGAGUACUCUGGUCUAGACUUUGGGGCUGUGCUGGUUAAACCGAGGGAUCAUUUCCAUGGAGCCAAGAUACCCCUGGUGGUCUUCAUCCACGGUGGGCCUCAUUCACAGUUCCCUGCAGAAUGGAACACCACUACAGCUGGACUGGUCAAACUGGGCUUCGCUGUCCUCAUGGUGAACUACCGGGGAUCGACAGGUUUCGGCCAGGACAGCAUCUUGUCCCUGAUUGGUCGGAUCGGUACCCAGGAUGUCAAAGAUGUGCAGAGGGCCGUCACAACUGCACUGCAACGCGACGCGACCCUUGACCCCAAUCGCCUGGCUGUGAUUGGUGGGUCCCACGGGGGCUUCCUGUCCUGUCAUCUGGUUGGUCAGUAUCCAGACCUCUACCGGGCAUGUGCGGCCAGGAACCCGGUGAUCAACUUUGCCACCUUACUGGGAACCAGUGAUAUCGUUGACUGGCGUUACUCCAGUGUAGGACUGAUGUACUCUUACGACCAAAUCCCCACUGCUGAAGCACUGGCAAUCAUGCUGGAGAGGUCCCCCAUUACACACGCUGCUCAGAUCCAGGCACCAGUUCUGCUGAUGCUAGGAGCCAAGGACCGAAGGGUGUCUCCUCACCAAGGACUGGAGCUCUACAGAGCCCUGAAGAGCAGGGACUCACCUGUCAGGUUGCUAUGGUUUCCAGAAGACGGCCACUCAUUGGCCAGAGUGGAUACACAGGCUGACUGCUUUCUGAACACAGCACUUUGGCUGCAGCAACACCUCUGAACACACACUCACUCAGGCACUCAUGCACUCACACGCACACACACAAUCACAGGCAAAAUUCUCUUUGUUACUGUAAGUAUUUGUGUACUGUACAGUGGCCUUUUAUACUCCUUGGGACAGCAGUCUUUUUGAGCUUUUACACGCAAAAUAAAGAAUAACUUUGUUACAUUAACUUU